AUGACGGAUAUCUCAGUUAUUGCGAGACCCACGCCUGAUAAGAAGUGGAGUUUGAGUGGAACAAAGAUGUGGGUUGCCAAUGCCGAUAAAUCUGACUAUUUCUUAGUUGUGGCUAGAACUUGGGUACACAAAAUUGAAGAAUUGGACUCUAUAAAAACUUCCGUCUUUAUUGUUGACAAAUCUUCAAAUGGUAUCAAAAUCAGUGAACCUGUAGAACAGCUAGGCUCGAGAGGAAUCAGCAUUUGCAAUGUGACAUUUGAAGAUACAAUAGUUGGUGAAGAUGAUUUGCUAGGAAACAUAGGUGAUGGAUAUGAUAUAGCUGUUAAUAGUUUGAGCAAAGGAAAGCUAGCAAGAGCAGCUUCAAGGGUCGGUCUCUUGAAAAAAAUUGCUAACAUGGUCACCGAGUAUGCCAUUCAAACUAAAACUUCCGGGCUUUCACUGACCAAAUACGAACUGUGUCGGUACAACCUAGGUAACAUAAUGAGUGAUGUAUAUGCCAUUGAAAGCUUAGUUUAUCUCAUAGCUGGCAAUCAAGAUGACUUUUCUAGUUUUGAUUGCAUCCUCGAAGAGUUAUCAGCAGAUAUUUUCAGUUUGGAAACUUCUUUCAAUGUCAUUCAUCGGUGUAUAAACAUUAUAGGCCCACAAACAGUAUUGAAAGAUUCUCCUCUUGAACGUAUUUUGAGAGACUCCUACAGCUAUCUAUUACACGACUUGAUACCGACCGAUGUGAAGAAGAUUUAUGUGGCAACCAAUGGACUGCAACAUGCGGGUGCAUUAGCUUAUGAUGAGGUGAAGAAAGCUCGAAACCCGUUCAACUUCCCUAUGUUUACUCUGAAGAGCUUUAUAAAGUACGACAAUGCAUUGAAAGAAGAGCCAAAGCUACCCGGAGAACUGAGACAGAUGGUUCAUCCUUCAUUGGGUGUGGACGCUGAUAAGCUUGAGGUCUGCCUUAUUCGGUUUGAUUAUUUAGUGAAGGAAAUGAUGAAGCGUUGGGGAAAAGAACUUAUUGAUAGGCAAUACGAACUGAUUAAUCUUUCUAACUAUGCUACAUCGAUGCUUGUAAUGACUGCAGUCCUGGCCAGGGCCUCUCGCUCCUAUUGUAUUGGUAUUCAAAAUGCUGAUCUGGAAAGAACUCUCUGCAGCAGUCUUUGUCAACAACACCACAAAAUUGCGAUGAGAAUAUUCGAUGAUUUGAAUGAUGGACCCAUUGAUACUGGUCGUGCUGUGCUGCUGAAAGUCGGUGAGGAUGCAGUCGACAAAAAAGGCUAUUUCUUUUCUCAUCCUCUUGAUAGGAAUUACUGA
Nilaparvata lugens (brown planthopper) is the source of this 1302-nucleotide messenger RNA. Its product is annotated as complex I assembly factor ACAD9, mitochondrial-like. NCBI's taxonomy places the organism in Eukaryota, Metazoa, Arthropoda, Insecta, Hemiptera, Delphacidae. Bases 1 to 1302 code for a protein of 433 amino acids. The record is from RefSeq and is a predicted model, not a curated record. Gene Ontology annotation, molecular function: acyl-CoA dehydrogenase activity. The transcript has a single exon.